ACACUGUUUGCGCUCGUACAGCUGACGAGGGACAACUGCGCUUUUUCCGCACCAAAACAAUGUUUCAGUAGCACCGAGUAAAUAGGUGUGUAGCUUUCAGACACGUCGUAGCGGAUAAUUCUUUAGUUACAGUUACAGUAGUCACGCUGCGAUUAGCAGGAUAAUGCCAAGCCGUCGCUCCUCGACGCUGGCGGUGAGCGGCGAGGUGUCGCUUUCUUUUCAGGAUGAACUAGCGGCUACUAUACAUGGCGCGUUUGAAGUGGCGGUGGAAAUCGCGGUUUUGGAAAUUACCAAGUUGGUAAGCCAAGCGCUGGGCGACGUCCGCGAUCAGAUGCACGAAACGCAGCGAGAGAACAAGUUUCUCAAAUCGCGCUUGCAGACAGCAGAAGAAGAGUUGGACACGGCGCGCAAAAGCACACCGUCGGACCCCGGGCAGUGCGACAGCGGGGUUUGUCGUAAGAGCCAAGGGAAGGCGCAGCCCGAUGGGCAGGGCCAAGCGGCCGAGGACGCAUACGAGGGCAGCUCCGAGCAGCUGGAGGAGUCCUUUCGCGAAAUUCGUGAAGAUGGACGUGUCUGCUCGAACGAUUUGAACUCACCGUCCAAGACUUCACAAUACCUGGCUUCGGUGUCAGGUCCACAGCACGAUGCCGCUGAUCCACAGAAGCAGGAGAAGGUGGAGCACAGCUCAGAUGUGCAAGAUGACCAAGAUCAGUCAUCUUCUCUGCUCAAAGAGGAACCUGUCCUUGUGAAGGAGGAGACUUUAGAACCAGAGCUGGAUGAUGGUUCUGGAGGUGAGGAUGAUGUCACAUCAGGCUGCAGCUUUAACCCUGGGCCUGAUGAGGACUUUGGGCCAGACAGACUAUCUCUGGUUCAAUCCAAACUACUGGAGGACUGGAGGCCAGACCCAGACCAGCUUCAGAGUGAGAAGACUGACUCAGUGGAACCUGGACCCAGCCAAUGUCUUGCUUCAGACAUCAUCCCCUCGUCGGUUGGUGGUCACCCUUCCUUCUCUGCCUCCUUUGAUGGCCUCUAUCCCUCAGACAGAACUCAACUCGGCCAUCCUGCUUCUCAGAACUAUGCUGUCCAGAUUAGGCCCAACCUCCACCCGUGCAAAAUUUGCGGCCAUUCGUUCGGCCGCGCCAGCGACCUGCGCCGGCAUCACAGUCAGCAGCACAGGGCUCGGCCCUCGGCCGGCAGCAAGGCAUCCGGCACGGGAAGGCCGGCCAAGCAGCAGCUGUUCCCUCCGGGGUGCAGCCCGUACCACUGCAGCGAGUGUGGCCGGGACUUCAACCGCAUGGAGAACCUGAAGACGCACCUGCGGAUCCACACGGGCGAGCGCCCGUACUCCUGCUCGGUGUGCGGCGUGCGCUUCCGGCACUCGGGGGCGCUCACUCGACACUUCCGCAUACACACGGGGGAGAAGCCGUAUGUGUGCGGCCAGUGCGGGAAGCGCUUCCGGAACUGUGGUGGCCUGCGCUUCCACCAGAAGUCCCACAGUAGAGACAGACACGGCUUUACGGAUUGAGUUUGACGUUUGGUUUGUUUGGUCUUUUUUGGGGGUUAGUGUAGUGUGGUGUGUGAGAACAUGUGCUCGAAAAUCUCGCUCAUUAUAUAAUUCCAUAUUUUGUUAGUAAAUAUGGAAUUACGGAACCACGUUUUAACCAUGUUCACAUGUUUAUAUAUUUUAAACAUAUUUUAAACAUUUUUAAUCAAAGUUUGGAUAGCUAGCAAUCUCUUUGGAAGCUAUCGGUUUGUGCAUUAACACGUUUCAGUCCGCUCCCCCUGGCCAGUGCUAGCUUCUCUCACCGUACUGUUUAGCCAGAUCAUUCCUCAGUUCUUGGUGAACUGUCACAUUCCAGGUGAUGUCAACAGCGACGUGUGCAAAGGCAGGAUGUGAAAAUCAGGGCACUUUGAAUACUUUCUUUACUAACGCUUGAAGAUGUUUCUGUUUUUUUUCAUUCUACUGGGUGCAUAUGUAGAUUGAAAUGAGACGUUUGCUGUGUCGCUGGCCACGUGUAUAUGGAUGAAUGGUUUGAAGGGCAGGGGUGCCAGACUGAAACUGCAAAAUCAAGUACAAGCCCAUACAUUUAUUUAAAGUUAUUUGUACAUGCCUGAAUGUGUAUGGCUGGUGAUUUUAAAAUUUUUCAUUGUUGGGUCAAAAUACACUGAGUCGCACUCA
Electrophorus electricus (electric eel) is the source of this 2179-nucleotide messenger RNA. RefSeq lists its product as uncharacterized. Gene Ontology annotation, biological process: regulation of gene expression. Gene Ontology annotation, cellular component: nucleus. The record is from RefSeq and is a predicted model, not a curated record. Lineage: Eukaryota; Metazoa; Chordata; Actinopteri; Gymnotiformes; Gymnotidae.